AUGAAGGAGUUGCUAACCAAGAAGGGUACCUUGAAGGGUGCACAAACAGUAGUGAUGACUAAAGAGAGCAGUGCCCUCAUCCAAAAGGACUUACCUACAACGAAGAAGGAUCCAGGGAGUUUUCACAUCCCUUGUGCUAUAGGGGACCCAAUGAUUGACAGAGGGUUUUGUGAUCUUGGAGCGAGCAUAAAUCUAAUGCCCCUAUCUCUCAUGAGGAAGCUGCAAAUCAAUGAGUUGAAAUUUACAAAUGUAACCCUUCAACUGGUUGACGAGACCCAGAAACAAGCAUUGGGAGUUGUUGAAAAUAUGCUAGUCAAGGUAGAGAGGUACUUCCUCCCUACAGACUUUGUUGUUCUUGAGAUGGAAGAAAGCUACCUUCAUCCAAUUAUUCUGGGGAGACCAUUCUUGGCCACAGCCAAAGUACUCAUAGAUGUUGAGCAAGGAGAGUUGAUAUUGAGAAUACAUGAUGAACAACUCACCUUUCAUGUCUUCAAACCUUCACAUGAAUCUGAACAAGAGAACAGAGCCUUGAAGAAUGAUCACAAGGAUUUAUUCCUGGAAGAGGGAAGCAGUGAAUCACAAGCAGAGCCUCUGAAGACCUCCUUGAUAGAAAAAUAA
Arachis ipaensis is the source of this 618-nucleotide messenger RNA. RefSeq lists its product as uncharacterized. The record is from RefSeq and is a predicted model, not a curated record. NCBI's taxonomy places the organism in Eukaryota, Viridiplantae, Streptophyta, Magnoliopsida, Fabales, Fabaceae.